Molecule: messenger RNA, 519 nt
Organism: Aphanomyces astaci
Lineage: Eukaryota; Oomycota; Saprolegniomycetes; Saprolegniales; Verrucalvaceae
Exons: 1
Coding region: 1-519 (172 amino acids)
Source: RefSeq, a predicted model, not a curated record
AUGCCACCGACGUUUACGGUCCGGGACACCACGUCGCUACCGUUUGUGCCGACGGCAUCUCCCAUGUCGCGAUCCAACCGCGAUGCCGACUCGUAUCCGUCCUCAGCGGCCCAUGGCCAGCCGCACGGAGUAGGGUACACGCAGCCAUCCCCAGGUGAAACCGGGUCGGGGUUGCCCCUCCGGCCUCCUAUAGUCCGGAUCCCGGUGGUGGAAGGUCACAGUCCCGGGGCGGCUACGGGGGUGGUUACUCAGGUCGAACGAAUCCUUCCGCACCCCCUGGAAGUGGCUCGAAUUGGGGUAAUUAUGGUGGACCCUUCGGGGGCCGAGGUGACCCUCCGGGACCUCCUAGUGGUGGAGGAUCCAGCGGGUACUACGGUGGUCCCCCUUGCCCUCCGGGAGGCGGACCCGGAGGAGACGUCACUGGUCACGGACAGCCCAACUCACCCCUGGAGCCCCGUUCGCCUUCACGUCAGGCCAUGUCCGAUGCUCGGAAGUACGCGCCCAAGUUCGAUAGUGUGA